Drosophila guanche is the source of this 6462-nucleotide messenger RNA. It is a transcript of the gene Nup205, whose product is annotated as nuclear pore complex protein Nup205. Lineage: Eukaryota; Metazoa; Arthropoda; Insecta; Diptera; Drosophilidae. Gene Ontology annotation, cellular component: nuclear pore inner ring; nuclear pore. Gene Ontology annotation, biological process: nuclear pore organization. Gene Ontology annotation, molecular function: structural constituent of nuclear pore. The transcript is spliced from 11 exons. The coding region runs from base 123 to 6353 and encodes 2076 amino acids. The record is from RefSeq and is a predicted model, not a curated record.
UCAUGACUGGUCACACUGUUCGAUAGGCAAAACCGGCACCGAUUUCUGAAAACAAAAAUUUUACCGCGUUUUUAUGCAUUUAUAACUUAAUUUGCUGCAUUAAAUAGAAAAAAACAGCAAAAAUGGAUGGCAUAACCGAGGACAUGUGGACGCCGUACAAGCAUCUCUACAGCACACUGCAACAGGCGAUUGCCCAGCCAAAGGAACUCAUUGGCGAACUGGAGCAGUGCCUCAAGAAGUACAAGCAGAACUUUUCCAAUUUUCUACGCAAUCCGCCAACUAAUGAGAAAAGUCGCAACCAGCUGAGGGCCGGCAUCAGCGAGGGCAUACCACUGGGCGCCCAGGGCCAUAAGCUGUUGCUCUCGCAGGAUCUGAUCGAUGAGGCCAUCAUAUUGUCGGAAAUGUUCGAUCUGGAUCCGCUGUUUGCCGUUGAGCUGCUGUACACCGCCCAGCGGCAGCAGAUGCAUCAUCCGGGACUGACGCGUGGCCUCGUUGCCGUCUUGCUGUACUACGAUGGCCGCAAGGCCAUGGCCUGUGCCCUGCGCGACAUGAUGCAAACAAUCAGCGGCGUGUCCUGGUUAACAGAGCUGCCCAAAGAGUUUGUUUCGUUGGUGAAUAAUUACGUGCAGAAUCUGACGGAGGAAUCGAAUUUGCUGGGGCGUCUGCUGGACAUACUCACCGAAAUGGAUGUGGUCAAGGAGAACCUCAUGCUGACAAAGAAUCGCGCCUUUGGCUCCACCAAGCAUCAGAAUCAAGUGCUGUCCUUGUACGAGGACAUCCGCAAGGCUGUCGCCAUGAGCCUCUUCAAUUAUUCCGCCCAACGUGGCCUGCCGCGGGCCAAGGCCAUACGCCUCAUGAAAAUGCUCGCCGGCUGCAAAGGCAACGAGAACAGCGCUGGCGGCAACAUCGAUGAUGUGACCGUGAUUAUGCUCAUGACGCUGCUGUACUCGUACGACACGUCCGUGCUGCUGAGCACGGAUACGGUUAAUCCGUACACUGCACGCCUGCCCAUUAUGUGGGAUGCAGAGUUUGCCAAGAGCUUCCACGAGGCACUGUGUGCGCAGGCCAACUGGCAGAUGCCAGGCCUGGAUGCCAUCAUCAAGUACAGCUUCGCUCUGGCAUUGGCCAGCCUGCGGCAUGCGCCCAGCCAGCUGCAGGCACCGGCCAGUGCGCUAAUAUCACGCGAUGAGCAGCUCAUGGACGAGGCCCUCGCCGCCAAUGUCUUUGGCUUCAUCUAUCGCCAGUUGCUGGAGAAUGAAAUGAUUUACAACAAGGAGUUUAUUUAUAGACGGGCGCAUCUCUUGAUCACCGACUUCAUCGACUUUAUGCACGCCAAGGUGGCAGAGCUGCGCAAUCGAGCGGACGAGUCGGCGCGCACGGUGAUUAGUUUCCUAAAUGAAGGCCUCGAGCCGCCUCCAAAUUCCGAUGCCAACUUUGAGCUGCUAAUGCUGUGCGUGGCCCGUCUCUAUGGUGAUCGCCGCGCAAGCCUCAGUCUGUGCAAUGAGUACUGGGGAGCCAGCGAGACGGCGGCCAUAACAGCACCAAACAGCAGCAACAACGCUGACAACGCCGGCGAGAACGGCAAAUUCUUUGCCUUCACAAACAGCUCACGGGCCGUGUCCCUGUUCAAGUUUAUCUCGAUGGCCAGCGAACUGCUGCCCCUAACGCUGUUCAAGUCGUAUCUGAAAAUGAUUACGGGCCUCACGCGCACCGAACUGGCGGCACGCAGCGCCUUCAAUCUGCUCAAGAAUACACCAGCGACGUCGUCCAGCUACUCCAUGGGCUGGGACCAUUUCUUUCAGGCAUUGGCCAGCUACUACAGACACAUGCUAACGGAUGCCUCGAGCGUCAUGAGCGCUUGCAAUGGCUACACGAAUAAUGAACAUUUCAUGCGACGCGCCCAGCAGCCGUGGAACAUAACUCCGCGCGAAACGGAGCAUCUGGUGGCUCUGAUGGGCAUCAUGCGUGCGGUGGCCGAGCAUGAUCGUGUGUCGCGCGUGAUGAUGUGCGAUCAUGCCAGCUGGCAGGCGCCGCAGUUGCUGCUCGGACUGGUGGCAUGCGCCACACCGCUGGUGCUCAAGGCAGAGAUUAUGUUCACGCUCGCCGCGCUGGCCAAAUCCAAGGAGACGGCGCGUGCCAUUUGGUUUCAGCUGGAGGAUUCACAGAUUAUACCCACGCUGGGACUGGGACUGGCAGUGAGACAGGGUCAGGGACAGGGACAGGUCCCCAGCCAGAGUCAGUGCAGCCUGCAGGAGGAGAUUGAACAGAACGAGAGCCGCCUGGAGUCGUACAAUCUGACUCGCGGCGUGCUGCAGCUGCUGCACACUCUCAUGACCACCCAUAUGCCGCGCAGCGUGGGCGCCGGUGCCCGACAGCCUGGCUACGAUCCUUACUUGAAUUUCCUGAUGGACUCCAUAAUCCUUAAGUUCUACAAUCGCUCGUACAAGGAUCCCAGCGAGAUGUAUGAGGUGGGCGCCAAGGGGCUGAAGCUUUUGUUCUAUCUCCUCGCCACGUACCGCCCCAAGGCCAUGGACUUUGUGGAGCUGCGCGACGAGCAUCCCUAUCCGGGCUAUCACGUGAUGCUGCAGCUGCAGCUCAAGUCGGAUCUGUUGUGUCUGCUGUUGCGCAUCAUUGAGGAUGCACGCGAGCGGCUGGAUGAGUACAGGCGCUUCCGCGGCAAGGAGCAACUGGAGGAGUGCGCGCUGUAUGCCCUGCUGCUGCUCGAGGUGGCGCUGGCCAAGCAGAAUGCCUUCUUCCAGGCGCACUCAGCUGCCAAUAGUUCGAUCUUGUUAUCCGGCCUGAAUCGCAUGCUCCAGGACUUUAAUCCGCGCACGCGACGGGCCGACUAUGUGCUGAAAAUCAUCAAAUUUGUCACUUACAACAGUUGGCUGCCGCGCCACGCGCUGGCGGCCAUCAAGAUACUGAGCGCGGUGACCAUGCUGCCGAAUGUCGCCUCACAGAUCCUCAACAUGUACAGUAUCGGCAGCAGCGAGAAGCUGGAGGUGCGUCAGGGCUUUGUCGAGUGCCUCGAGAUGGACGCACGCCUCUCCCAGCAGCAUGCGAAGCAGCUCGAUCCGAUUGUGCUCAAUGACUAUCAGGCCAUGGGCGAUGUGCUCAACCAUGGCGGACAGCAGCCGCCGAGCGUUGACCUCACGGACACCGAAUCGGAGCAGGAGAUCACGGCCGCCGAUGCGGCUGACAGGACACUCGGUCCCUGCUAUGAGGUGGUGGCGCUCAACGAGAAAAUACCCAUGGGUCUUGAUCUGCAGAUCAAGGCGGCCGUCGUGCAGCUGUUCGGCCUCAACAUAAGCCAAGCGCCGCCAAAUUUUGUCUACUUUCUGCUGGGCAUCGAUGUGCUCAGAGAUUUUAUGGCACGCGACAAGCAACAGAUUGGCAUCGAGAUGCAGUGCUGCUGUAUUCAUUCCUUGGUGCUGGUGCUCGAAAAGUAUCUCGAGAGUCAGCGACAUGGCCAGGAGGAAUAUUGCCCGCACACAGCGCACUUGGUGGAGAGCAUUUAUCAGUUGUUCCUGGGCUUGUGCUCGAAUCGACGCACUUCGGAGGCCAUUUUGCGCUUCUUUCGCCUGAACUGCAAUGACUUUUUGCUGCGCCACUUGAGCGCCAUGCCGUUCCGACGCUAUCGCGAGGAUCAUCUGAUGCACGCGAUGAGCCAUUUGCUCAAUUGUGUGGCCGUGGAGGUGCAUCUGGCUGCGAAUCAUGGACAGAUGACGCGCUAUAAUCUGCUGUGCGACAUUCUGCUGCUGGGCGGGCAGUCGGAGGGGCAGCGCACGAACGCGGGCAUGCCGCAGGACCUCAACAACAGCAUGCUGACUGGCACAGCGUCGACCAGCUGCUUUGGCAUGAAUAUGGGCCCAUCGACGGCGGCCACGUCGGUUACGCUGCCCGACAAGACACAGGGACUGCAUGCGAAUCGUCUGCUGGAGUGUCUGGUGCUCGAGGAGACCACAACGACAGCCCAGCAGCCGCGGUUGGAGUUCUUUGAUCCGGUCCUGAUGAUAAAGCUGCUCAAGGAGUGCGAGUCCCGCCCGCGACCCAGUCCAGGCAGUGUGGCCACCAGCAGCUCCUACAUGAUGAUAAAUGUACGCAAAAUGCACGACAUUCUGCACGAUGAGUUGCGCAUGGUGCAGAACACCAUUGCCACGGGACUGCUGAAGGCCAUCAAUAAAGAGAUAACGGUGCUGCUGCAAUAUGCCGUCGAGGUGAACCGUCUGCGCAAGGAGCGCUUUUCCACGCUCAAGUUUGUCGAUGCCUGGUGUCAGCUGGUGCAGAUAUUGUUCAGCAGCAUGCCCGAGGCACUGCUGCCGCCGGCACUGCGGCGUCAGUACAUCAUUGACAUCAUCGAGAAGAUGCUGCUGAAGGUGGAGCCGGUGCAGCCGCUCAUCGAGAUAUCCAUACAGAUCACCGAAACGAUUCUGCUGCUGCUGGCCAAUUUGCGCAUUUGCUACUAUCAGCUGGAGGAUCAGCGCGCCGGCGACGAUGGCGAUGGCGGCAAAGACACACAGUCCAAGAUCUUUGGCAUGCUGACGGGCAACUCGAGCAAUCUGCGCUUCAUCCUGAAGCGCAUUGUCGAGUGGAUUAUGAUGAGCGGCGUCAGGUCACAGAAGCUGCGCAUCAAUCUCUACGCCGCGCUGCUCAAUUGUCUGCGCAUUGUGAAGCGUCUGCGCACCGACGAGGAGGUGGACUUUCAUGAGAGCGUUGCGUCACGACUGGAGCCCUCCAAGCAGCAUGUUAACGAUCAGCGGGGUGAGCAGGAUAAGGAUCGCCUCAAGGAGAUGGCCUCGGAGGUGAUUGGCGUUUAUGGCGAGAAGCUUGUCGAUUCCAUCUGCCACGAUGCAGUCACCGGACACGAUGUCUGCCGCAUGCUGGCCCUGGCCUGCCUCGAGAUGAUCUCCGAACUGGAUGCGGUCAGCACUCUCACCGAAUUUGUCGUCUCUCGCGGCUAUCUCAAGCUGCUGCUGGACAGUCUGGCCGCUUCGAAUGAUGCGCUUAGCGCCACACUCCAGCCGGUGCCCGAGAAUCUGCGGCAGUUGUACGUGUACGAGGCAAUUUUGGCCUUCCUUACGCGCCUGUCGCAGACGCGGCCGGGCGCACGCCUGCUGCUCGCCGAGGGCGCCCUAGGUGUGUUCGCCAAUAUGCGUGUGUUUGAUCUGCAGCCGGAUUUGAAGGACAGCGAAUUGCGCAAGGAUGCGCAGGGCUUUCUGUCGGACACAUCCGAACGCUUUCAUGCCAUACUCCAGCCGGUGUUGGUCCUCUGCGAUGGCAUUCUCAGCAGCCUGGGCUCACAGAACUAUUCGGCGGCGCUGCAGGUGCUCAACUUUCUGUUUGCCCACAUCGAAAUGGUCGAGACUAUGCUGCGCACGGCCACCCCGCUGAUGGAUUUGGGGCGGCUGCAGCAGCUGGCCUCGAUCACAAAUCUCUUUUCGCGCACCUCCACGCCCCAACUGUGCAACGAGAUGGAAGGCAGCAGCGUGGAUGUGGAGCGUGAUUUGGAGUUGUAUAAUAGAUUGAAUCGAUUGCAGCAGCUGAUGAUUGUGGUCUUUGGACGCUUCACGGUCACCGAGGACACCAUUCGCCAAAUUCUCAAGCAGCAGCAUGUGGAGUCACUGCCGCAGAGCCAGAGGAGUCGCUACAUCAAGUAUUUCCUGGAAAUUGCCGCCAAUCUGUCGCUCUACUGCCGCCAUGCCGUCACCAGCCAUGUGCGGGACAGCGCCACCUCCAAGUUUCUGCUCACGACCAUCGUCAAUGAUGUGACACCACUCACGGGCAAGACGGAUGGCAAGAAGCUGACGGCCAUAAUGCACACAAUUAUCGAGCAGCUGAAGGGUUCCAUAGGUUACUAUCUGUCGCAGAAGUCGCAUGCCGAUAUUCUGCUGCAGCAGCGCUCCUCGUUGCCAAACAUUAACUUCGGUCCCAGCGGCAAAGAAAGCUACGUGGAGCUGAGCCAGCGGCACAGCGAGAAGCGCAACGAGCUGAUGCUGGCCGUCUUUAUAGCCGAACAGAAUCUGUAUUUGCUGUGGAUACAUUUGGACUUUUACAUGCGCAACGCGGUGAUAUUUGCCAGCGAGAAUCGCAGUGCCAUCAAUGAGAGCAAUCUGGAGAGUAUUGGCGGCAACUACAGCGUCUCCGUGCUGCAUGCCACACCCGAUGAGAUACUGCAGCUGAAGCAGCAUCUCAUUUCCACCUUCAACGGGACCUUUUGCGCCGAGCUGAUCGCCGCCAGUGAAGAGCAUACCGUCAAGUGCAAGGGCUUCAAUGGUUCCCUGUUGCGUCGCAUUAAGGCGCUGGUGCAGUUUGCUGCUUCCAAUGGCAAUGCCAAUAACAAGUCCUUUAUAUAAGUUUUGCAAUUUUCUAAACCUUAUCCCCCCCCCCUAACAUGUUACUUCCUGUAUUAGUUUUAUAAUAGUCUCAAAAAGAAAUAAACCAACAUUUAUUUACUGCAUCGAA